Molecule: messenger RNA, 1700 nt
Organism: Phyllostomus hastatus (greater spear-nosed bat)
Lineage: Eukaryota; Metazoa; Chordata; Mammalia; Chiroptera; Phyllostomidae
Gene: EPHX3
Product: epoxide hydrolase 3
Exons: 7
Coding region: 248-1330 (360 amino acids)
Cellular component (GO): intracellular membrane-bounded organelle
Molecular function (GO): hydrolase activity
Source: RefSeq, a predicted model, not a curated record
CCUAACCUGCCUGUCUGUGGCGGUCGCGCCCAGGUGUUUACCUGGCACUCAGGUAAAUCGUGUGCGGUGUCGGGUUCGGCUUGAGCCGCCCGACCUUCUCUCCGCACGUUCCGCAAGCCCCGACGGCACGGAGGGACUUCAGGCUAAAGGCGGUGGGCUCCACAGCCCGGACCCCGCCUCGCUGCUGCGGCCUGCGCCCCUGGCGGAGACCCGGGACGUCAGCACGGUGGUUCCGGAACGCGGUGAAAUGCCCGAGCUGGUGGUGACAGCGCUGCUGGCGCCAUCGCGCCUCACCCUGAAGCUACUGCGUGCCUUCUUGUGGAGCCUGGUGUUCUUCGCAGCGCUGGUGGCCGCCGCCGUCUACGGCUGCAUUGCGCUCACUCACGUGUUGUGCCGACCCCGGCGCGGCUGCUGUGGGCGCCCCCGGCGUACUCCACCCGCCUGCUUGAGUGACCCAGCGUUAGGCAAGCACAGCUUCCUGACCCUCAAGAGCUCGGGCCUGCGCCUGCACUAUGUCUCAGCUGGGCGCGGCAACGGGCCCCUCAUGCUGUUUCUGCACGGCUUCCCUGAGAACUGGUUUUCCUGGCGCUACCAGCUCCGGGAGUUCCAGAGCUGCUUCCACGUGGUGGCUGUAGACCUGCGUGGAUAUGGCUCCUCCGAUGCACCCAGGGAUGUGGGCUGUUACAAUAUCGACCUGCUGACUGCGGACAUCCAGGAUGUCAUCUUGGGCCUGGGUUACUGCAAGUGCAUCCUUGUGGCACAUGACUGGGGUGCAGUCCUAGCCUGGAAUUUCUCCAUCUAUUACCCAUCCCUAGUGGAGAGGAUGGUGGUGGUCAGUGGCCCCCCCUUGUCGGUGUAUCAGGCAUACUCAAUGCGCCACAUUAGCCAACUCUUCCGUUCCAACUACCUGUUCCUGUUCCAGCUCCCCUGGCUGCCCGAGAAGUUGCUGUCAAUGUCUGACUUCCAGAUCCUGAAGACCACCCUCACCCACCACAAGAGUGGCAUCCCACACUUGAGCCCCAAUGAGCUUGAGGCCUUCCUUUAUGACUUCUCACAGCCCAGUGGCCUCACUGGGCCCCUCAAUUACUACCGAAACCUCAUAAGGAACUUCCCUCUGGAGCCCCAGGAGCUGGCCACACCCACUCUGCUGCUGUGGGGGGAGAAAGAUACCUACUUGGAGCAGGGGCUGGUGGGGGCCAUCAGCAAUCACUUUGUGCCUGGCCGGCUGGAGGCCCACAUCCUGCCAGGUGUGGGGCACUGGAUCCCACAGAGCCACCCUGAGGAAAUGCACCAGUACAUGUGGGCGUUCUUGCAAGACCUGCUGCACUAGUAGCCCUCAUUCACUGGCUUGUGUGCACCUGGGGGUACACAUAGCAUACAUACCUGGGUGGUCUCCUGGAUCAUGUAUAGGUGUGGAACUCCUAAAUCACUCACUAGUGCAUCUCUAGGUGCCCUGGGGUACACCAACCCACGCACAAACCUGAGUGUGCAUGUUUGAGCAAGCACUUUGACCCCAGGAAACCAGGGAUACCUCUACUCUGUGGAGCUGGAUGCUGAGUGGUCUCUCUCUCUUCCAUGGGGCCCCAGUUUUCUCACUGAAAUCAGUGCCUCCUAAACCCUGACCUUCCUGUCUCUGGCUUCUACCUCCAGUCUGGGUCUUCAGCUAAAUGCUGCUUUGUACAAUAUAGUACUAAUAGUCA